Molecule: messenger RNA, 1806 nt
Organism: Pistacia vera
Lineage: Eukaryota; Viridiplantae; Streptophyta; Magnoliopsida; Sapindales; Anacardiaceae
Product: aldehyde oxidase GLOX-like
Exons: 1
Coding region: 64-1710 (548 amino acids)
Source: RefSeq, a predicted model, not a curated record
ACAUAUUCUGCGUACUAAAUUCGACCAGAUUACCCAAACAAACAAUACUUGAAAAAACAAAAAAUGAGGCGGACAUUGAUUCUUUCUUUGUUCUUCUUCUUCUUCUUCAUAACCCAACCCUGCCACCGGCUCCUCACCCAUGCAGCCGGUGGCGGCAGCUGGAAAUUCCUACAAAAAAGCAUUGGCAUAUCAGCCAUGCACAUGCAACUCCUCAACAAUGACCGUGUCAUAAUGUUUGACCGGACUGAUUUUGGUCACUCUAAUUUAUCGUUACCAAAUGGAAAAUGUCGAAAUGACCCCAGUGACACUGCUCUCAAAAUUGAUUGCACUGCGCAUUCAAUUGAGUAUGAUGUUUUGAAAAAUUCAUUUAGACCCCUUAUGGUCCAAACCGAUGUUUGGUGCUCUUCAGGUGCUCUAAUGCCUGAUGGUCGUCUGGUUCAAACCGGUGGAUUCAAUGAUGGUGAGAAAAGGAUCAGAAUUUUCAAGCCGUGUGCAGGUACAGGAUGUGAUUGGCAAGAAUUUGAGAAUGGACUCGCAGCAAGAAGAUGGUAUGCUACAAAUCAUAUUCUACCAGAUGGAAGGCAGAUUGUUAUUGGCGGGAGAAGAGAGUUUAACUAUGAAUAUUAUCCCAAAGAUGCUGCAUCAAAUACAUACAGUUUGCCAUUUUUGGUUGAAACUAGUGAUCGUGGUGUAGAGAACAAUUUGUACCCGUUUGUUCAUCUUAAUGUGGAUGGAAAUUUAUUUAUUUUCGCAAACAAUCGAGCUAUAUUGUUGGAUUAUGCAAAGAACAAAGUAGUGAAGACAUACCCAAAAAUGCCUGGUGGGGAUCCACGGUGUUAUCCAAGCACGGGUUCAUCAGUGUUGCUUCCACUCAAGAACUUAAAAGCAGCUAAAAUUGACGCUCAAGUUUUGGUGUGCGGUGGAGCUCCAACAGGAUCAUAUAUUCAGGCAGUGAGAGGCAAAUUUAUUAAAGCGUUAGCCACGUGUGGCCGGAUCACAAUAACCGACCCAAAUCCACAGUGGGUCAUGGAGACUAUGCCUACAGCUAGAGUCAUGGGAGACAUGACAUUGCUUCCCAAUGGCAAUGUGUUAAUCAUUAAUGGUGCAGCAUCAGGGACUGCCGGUUGGGAAUUCGGACGAAAUCCGGUUUUGAAUCCUGUUCUUUACAGACCCGACAGCAAACUCGGGUCACGUUUCGAGUUACAAAACCCCACCACCAUACCGCGCAUGUAUCAUUCUACAGCAAUUUUGCUUCGAGAUGGACGGGUACUUGUCGGUGGUAGCAAUCCUCAUAUUUACUAUAACUUCACAAAUGUCCUUUUUCCUACAGAAUUAAGCUUGGAAUCCUUCUCUCCAUCUUAUUUAGACGCAGGAUCCUCAAAUUUGCGUCCAAAAAUUUUGUUGCCGGGCUCUCAAUCUAAUCUACGAUAUGGUCAAAAAUUAGUGGUAAGUUUCACGGUGAGCGGCAGAGUGGCUCUAGAUAAGUUGUCUGUAACAAUGGUGUCACCUUCAUUUACAACGCAUUCCUUCUCAAUGAGUCAGAGAUUGCUGGUGCUCGGAAGUGAGAAGGUGAACCCUCUGGGGAAAUUGAAGUACUCAGUUGAAGUAACGACUCCAAAGACGGGUAAUCUUGCACCGGCUGGAUAUUAUCUUCUGUUUGUGGUUCAUCAAGACAUUCCAAGCGAGGGCAUUUGGGUCCAUCUACAAUAAUUAGUUGGUUUCUAAUGCUUCGAAUUGAAAUACGGUACCGUUGCCGAGCUAGCAAAUUUUUUUGAGAUUUUUUAAUGGCCAUUAAAAAAAAAAAAA